This is a messenger RNA of Bombyx mori (domestic silkworm), 804 nucleotides long. RefSeq lists its product as uncharacterized. Bases 1 to 804 code for a protein of 267 amino acids. The transcript has a single exon. NCBI's taxonomy places the organism in Eukaryota, Metazoa, Arthropoda, Insecta, Lepidoptera, Bombycidae. The record is from RefSeq and is a predicted model, not a curated record.
AUGGCAAACAAAGACGACAAUAAAGAUGGAGAUUCGAACGUUAACCGUGUCGGCGUGCGGGUACCUGCUUUCUACCCGACAAAACCAGAAUUGUGGUUUGCAGCUCUGGAAAGCCAGUUUGCCUUGGCAAAGGUGACACAGGAUGAGACUAAGUACCACUACGCUAUCUCACAGCUGGAGGCAAAUUACGCAGAGAUUGUGGAAGGUGUAAUCACAUCCCCCGCCGCAGCGGAUAAGUACCAGCGCCUGAAAACCGUGCUGAUAAAACGGCUCACGCAAUCACGCGAACGCCAGGUCAUGCAGCUGUUAAACCACGAAGAACUGGGGGAUAGGAAGCCGUCGAUUUUUCUGCGACAUUUAAAGCAGCUCGCAGGUCCAGGUGUUCCCGAUGACUUUAUCCGGACCGUAUGGACCAGUCGCCUUCCCAGCGGUGUCCAGACCAUCAUCGCCUCCCAAAGCAAAUUACAGCUGGAAGAGGUUUCGGAACUGGCAGACCAGAUUAUGGAUAUAGCGGCACCAGGUUUGCAGGUCGUAACAGCUUCCGCUUCAUCCACAACGGGAGACCAGCAGAUUGCGGCGCUCACUAAGCAGGUACAAGCUCUGUCAGCCAAGUUAGAUCGAAUGUCACGUCCGAGAGAUAGAUCGACGUAUAGACGUCGUGGCCGUUCAUUGUCUACCAGCACCAGGUCGCAGUCCAACUACCGGAAGUUUCCCACCUGCUGGUAUCAUAUGAAGCAUGGAUCGAAGGCGCACAAAUGCGUGAAACCUUGCGACUACGCGGGAAAAGAAACGGGCAGCCGGUAA